AAUGGGUAUUUAAAGGCGAUUUGAUUGCAUAAUGAUAGCACAUUCAUCUUGAUCAAUCACAUUAUCAACAACCGACAAACAAACCAAUGGAUCAACAAUCAUCAUCAUCGAUCGAAAAUCCUAUUGAACGUGAACUAAAGAAUUUGAUUUUGAAAGCUAAAAAGCUAAUUCAAAACAAUGCUGAUGAUGAUUUACCAAAAGAUUUUGAUUGGAUCAAGCAGAAUAUUGAUUCGACCGAAAAAUUAUUGAAACAAAUCGAAUCGAUACAGCAAAAAAAUGUAUCGAUUAUCGAUACGAAAUUAUUCAAUGAAUCACGUGAUUGUUGUGAACAAUUAAAAAAUUGGUCAAAAUUAUUGUUGGAACAUCGUAAACGAAUACAGAAUGAUGAUCAAAAACAAAUGGUUCAACAAUUGGAUCAAUUUAGUCAACAAAACACUAGUUUUAAUAUUACACGUAAAUAUUUUUUUAAUAAAUAA
Dermatophagoides pteronyssinus (European house dust mite) is the source of this 476-nucleotide messenger RNA. RefSeq lists its product as uncharacterized. The record is from RefSeq and is a predicted model, not a curated record. Lineage: Eukaryota; Metazoa; Arthropoda; Arachnida; Sarcoptiformes; Pyroglyphidae.